Chironomus riparius is the source of this 546-nucleotide messenger RNA. The record is from the annotation of a GenBank genome assembly. NCBI's taxonomy places the organism in Eukaryota, Metazoa, Arthropoda, Insecta, Diptera, Chironomidae.
AUGUUUAAGUCAAAUCUUUUAGUGAAAAAUGUAAGGUGCAUCAUUCGUGGUCUUAAAAAUCCACGUUGCUACUCACAGAAACCAAUAAAAACGAGAUUGCAGGAAAAGUUUUAUGUUGUAGAAGUCAAAAACGAUGUGACAAAGCUUCAAGAAACAACAGAUAUAUUGAUAAUGCAGUCGUCAAUAAAGGAAGUUCCAACACGAGUAACAAGACAGCAUUGGGAUAAACUAUUUGAUGCAACUUAUGAGAUCACGUCAAUUUAUCGGAACCAGUUUUGGUUGAAAUUAAGAAAAAUAGGAAUUGACGACAAAUUCAUUGACAGCAAGAAGCAACAAGGUCAAGAGCUUUUAAAAAGGACGUCUGAGAAAACACCACAAAAGCUGAAAGAACUUAAAGCAGCUAGUCAAGAGCAAUGGGUCCUAAUAAAGGAAUCUGAAAAUUUUACAAAGAUUAAGCAAUUUCCAUCUAAGACUUUAACCAUAACUAAAGACAUGUCAUCAAAAAAACAACUGGACACGAUAGCAUUACGUCCCUUAUUAUUGUAG